ACUUUGUCCAAAUCACACUUCGUCUCCAUUUUCCAUUCCACUUCCAACAACGCGUAUAGGGAGGCUUUCAGCUCUGAGACUUCGCGUCCCGCCGCCCAUUCUCUCUCUUUUUAAUUCUUCUCUCUCCGUCUAUGUGCCUGUAAUAAGGCAUUAUUCAUCUCCCCAUCAAGAAAGCUCAGAAGGCCUCUCUUUCUCUUGACAGAAGCAAGAUAGUUCUUAGUUUGAUGGCAAAACCAAAGCACAAUGCUAAGAAAGUUUCUUAUAUUUCUGUUCCAUCAGAAGUAAUCAACAGUUUAUCUUCUUCUUCGCUGCAGACUCUGCUUCUCUCACCAAAAAAACCAUCAAGGAACAGGUUCUUAAGUUGGAGUUCAUAUAAGAGCCCAAGAGUUUGGUUCUUUGGUCUCUUUCUCUUUGGUUUUCUUGGUAUGCUCAAGUUAUGGUUCGAUCUUGAUCCUUUAGUUCCUUUCUAUCCAUACCCAUGUCUCACAAGUCAAACUCAGGGGAACUCAUUCCCAAAUGGGUACUCAAGAUCGCAGCUUGUUGUCCCUUCAAAUGGCCAAAAAAAUAAAGAGCCUGGACCUGUUAAUGGUAUGGGACAAAAAUCUGUAGUAGCUUUGGCUUCAAGCAGUGAAAAAAGCGGUGAAAGCGCUGCCGAAGACGAGCCUUUGAAGAUUAUUGUUCAAUCUAAGCCCCUACUAUCAAAUGGAUAUGGAAAAUCAGAUGGGGAUGGAAAGGAGAGUGAGUUCUGGAUGCAGCCUGAUGGAUUGGGUUAUAAGCCAUGUUUGGACUUCAGUUCGGAGUAUAGGAGAGGAAGUGAGGUGAUAGUGAAGGAUAGAAGGAAGUAUUUACUAGUUGUAGUUUCUGGUGGUAUGAAUCAGCAAAGGAAUCAAAUUGUGGAUGCUGUGGUGAUUGCAAGGAUCCUUGGUGCUGCUUUGGUUGUUCCUAUCCUGCAAGUCAAUGUCAUAUGGGGAGACGAAAGUGAAUUUUCUGAUAUAUUUGACCUGGAGCAUUUCAAGGGAGUUCUAGCUAAAGAUGUGAGGAUAGUUUCAUCAUUGCCAUCAACACAUAUAAUGACAAGGCCAGUGGUGGAAAGACGAACUCCUCUACAUGUAUCCCCUCAAUGGAUCCGUGCUCGCUAUCUCAAGCGACUUAAUCGGGAAGGGGUUUUGCUUUUGCGCGGUUUGGAUUCAAGGCUCUCUAAAGAUCUUCCUUCUGAUCUUCAGAAACUUCGUUGCAAGGUGGCAUUCCAUGCAUUGAGGUUUGCUCCAUCGAUUGUGGAGCUUGGAAACAGACUUGCAGAGAGGAUGCGGAGCAAGGGACCAUACCUCGCUCUUCAUCUACGGAUGGAGAAGGAUGUAUGGGUGAGGACAGGGUGCCUUCCUGGUUUGAGUCCCGAAUACGAUGAGAUGAUCAACAAUGAGAGAAAACAAAGGCCUGAACUUCUCACCGGAAGAUCAAAUAUGACUUACCAUGAGAGAAAACUUGCAGGCCUCUGCCCCCUGAAUGCCUUGGAGGUGACAAGGCUGCUUAAAGCUCUUGGAGCUCCAAAAGAUGCAAGAAUAUAUUGGGCUGGAGGGCAGCCACUUGGUGGUAAAGAAGCUUUGUUGCCAUUAACCGAUGAAUUUCCUCAUUUCUACAACAAGGAAGAUCUGGCCUUGCCUGGUGAACUAGAACCAGUUGCAAACAAGGCUUCCUUGAUGGCUGCCAUUGAUUAUAUAGUCUCAGAAAAGAGUGAUGUUUUCAUGGCGUCUCAUGGCGGAAAUAUGGGUCAUGCAAUCCAGGGACAACGAGCAUACGCAGGGCACAAGAAAUAUAUCACCCCUAACAAAAGACACAUGCUUCCUUUUUUUCUCAAGUCCUCUCUCCCUGAACCAGAGUUCAAUAGAAUCAUAAAAGACUUGCACAGUGACUCGUUGGGGCAACCAGAACUGAGGAAUAACAAAGCUGGAAGAGAUGUGACAAAGUAUCCAGUUCCUGAAUGUAUGUGCAAGGAUUCACAUACUCAUACCUCCAAGUGAUCAAAUGCCAAAGAUUGCCAACAAAGAGAUGAGAAUGCAACAGAUUGCUUCAUCUGAAACUUGACAUUUCAUCGAUGAAAUCCCAUGAGCUGUUUCAAAAAUGUGAUACAUUUUCAGUAUUGCAGGCAAUGAUGGUUUUGAGGAGCACCAUUUUUGAAUCGCAGCCCCGGCAGGUUUGCUUUCCUUGCAAGUAAACUCAUCAUUCAUCCUUAUUCUCCCUACUUGUAUGUAUGUAGUGUACAUGAGAGGUAAUAUAGGUAUAUUUAUAGAAGAAUGAUAUGUAAUACGGAGUCAUUUUUUCCUAUUCAGGAUAGAUUGUUCUUGUUACCCAAUUCAUUCUUUGUACUAAAACCACCACAGAUCCAUACGUGUAUAUGUAAAAUAAAUAAUUUCCACUCAUAUUUUAUUAGAAUUCUGUCA
Molecule: messenger RNA, 2438 nt
Organism: Manihot esculenta (cassava)
Lineage: Eukaryota; Viridiplantae; Streptophyta; Magnoliopsida; Malpighiales; Euphorbiaceae
Product: O-fucosyltransferase 20
Exons: 6
Coding region: 225-2018 (597 amino acids)
Cellular component (GO): cytoplasm
Source: RefSeq, a predicted model, not a curated record